GUACUAGGUCCUUAUUGCAGUCAUUAAUUAUUAGGUAGGUACACACUAUUUUAAAAAUGUAUGAACAAUAUAAAUUUCCUAGAAACAAAAAGCCCAUUCUUUAAAUAAAUAUAACAUGCAAGUAAUAAGUUAACAAAUUCCAGCUGUUCAUAACUAGUUAAUGUAAAACAUUAAAAAUAGCUUGAAUAGUUUUAUGACAAAACUAUACAAUACAACAUUUUUGUCAAAUAUCAUUGAUAGUUACUGAUAUAAUUUCACACACAAAUUGAAUGCGUUUUGUUGUAGGACUUAUCUAUUGAUUUUUACAGGGCUCGGAAUUUAAUGCAUAUUUGUAUGAGAGUGUUUUGUAAAAUAGUAUAUUUAAAAUUUAGUUUGAUAAAAAUAUUUUAUGUUAUCUAGAUUUUUAUUAUUACAUUAUUUUGCAUAUUUCAUUAUUUUUUAUUAACAUUCUGAUGUGAUGGAACUUUAUAAUAUUUUAUAGUUGCUAAUAUGCAUUGAAACCAAUCUUAAAUAAGAAUAAGUGAGAUAACGAAAUAAUUUAUGAUUUAUUUAUUUUCACAUCGAGGUGUUUUUUUAAGGCUCUGAUUGCGAUGUUGAAAACAAUUUUACAUUGUUGAAUUAAUUUUUGAAAAUUAUGUAUCAUAGGUACUAUAGAGCAGUGGUCUUCUUCAACCGGUGGGUUGCGUAAGCUUAAAAAUUGAAUUGCAAUAAGUUUUCUUUUUAAAAUAAAAAUUAAGUUUAUACAAUUAUAUAAAGUAUACAAAUAAUUGUUUAAUUAUUAAACUUAGAAAAUUAAUAAAUUAAAAUACAGUUUGAAAAUGUAAUAUAUUAUACAGAAACUAUAUUAUAUAAUUUAUAUUCAAAAAUGUAAUAGUAUAAUGGAUUUAAAAUCGCAGCAUAUGUUUCAUAUACUAGUAUGAUUCUACGUAGUAUGACUUUAAAUAUAAUAAUUUACGAGUAAACCGGGCUAGUAAUAAAAUAAAUACAUUAUAUUAUUGUCGCUAAAAAGUCCCAUAGUCUACGACCAUUGUCAAUGUUGUCGCUGUGACGAAUAAAUGUUAAUUGCGUUAUUAUUCUUGUCAUAUUUACGUAUCCGUUAAAAAGUUUUUUCAUUUUUAUUUAUUUAGUUAUAACAGUACUACUACAAAGUAUUAAGUAAUUUUAGAUUUUUGUUUUUUUUGUUUUCCUGCAAACGUUUUUCUUUAUGCAUGCCUUAUGUGGGUCGUGAGUACAAAAAGGUUGAAAACCACUGCUGUAGAGUAUAAUCAUAACCAAUAGGCAAUUUGCAAAUAAAAAUAAUGUGUAUAAUGUUUAGAAAUGUUACGAAUCUUGACUUUUGAGAUCGAACCGAACCAAACCUACACAUUUUUAUUUGAACCUGAACAGUUUUAAAGUAUUUUAUCUAACUCGAACAUUAAAAAAGUAUAAGGAUUAGGUUAGAUUAACAUUUACGACCUUUACCAGUCUACAAUUAUGAGACCCACAUAAAAUUUUUCUUUUUCGUAUUAAGACCGCUCUAUCCUACCACAGAAUAUCGCCUUGGUGAGCACGUAGAAUCGUUAUUAAAUGAUUUUCAAACUGAACUAUUGGGUAUUCGGUUCAGUUCAAUCAUUUGCAAUUUUCAGUUCAUCACAUCUCUAAUAAUAUUUCAUAAUCCAUAACUACAAUAUGGGCCAGUAAACGCAUGUCACGUAGAUUUAAAUUAUAUCAUUCAAUAACCUUUAUUCAAUUCUUUUCUCUUUGGGUCAUCAAUGGGUAUAAAAAGGUAUGAAUUUCCUGUUAUCUUUUGUAUUUUUUCAUAUUGGUCAUUCUCUUCAAAACACAGAAUGGUGAUUAAAAAUUAAAAUAGUCAAUUUGUCAAUCAUUUAAAAGAUGAAGUUUAUUUAUUUAUUUACCGCUGACUAAAAUGUUCAGUGGAGAUUGGUCGAUAAUAUGUAUUUAUCGUAUUAAAAUAAUAUUUGUUAAUUUAGACACUUUAACAUAAUUAAAAAGCAACGGAAGAGCUUAAUAAUAAAUUGUUUUAGGUAUUUUAUUUUAGUUAAGCACUAAUUAAAAAUAAAUUAUGUAGUUAUCAUACAUUAUUCAGUUCACAGUUUUAAAUUUACAUUUUCCCCAUAAACUUUAUUAUUUUUAAAUUAAACAGUUUUUAUAAUUAUAUAUUAAUUUGCUCUUUAAUUGUGUGGGUACAUUAGUAUUUUAUGUAUUAUAAAUUGUCUGCUUAAAUUAUUUACCUAUAAUAUUAAAAUAAUAAGUGCAAAAUACAAUAAAUAAAUGUAGUACAUUUAUUAGUAUUUUGUGUCCCAUAAGUAUUAUAAAUUACUACAUUUUUUUAUUCAUAUAUAUAUAUAUAUAUAUAUAUAUAUAUAUAUAUACACAGUGUGUCUUGCUGCGUUUGAACCAAAUGUAACUGAUUGAAAAAAAAAUUGAAAAAAUUUAAUAUUACCAGUGUUAGAAAAAUUAUCAUUUUUAAAUUACCCAAUAUUUAUAUAUGUAUAUAAAUAUAUUUUACCAUGCCUUUAUAGUUUAAAUAUUUAUUAUUUAUGUGAUUAGGUAUAUCGGUUAGGUAAGAUUCUAAUAUCAAUUAAAACUAAGGAUUUAACACGUCUUAUAAAAAUUACUUUAAAAAUAGAUGUAUGUACAUUAUUAAUACCACUAUAACACAUACAUAUGUAGGUAUCUAUUGGAUACAAAUAUGUAUAGAAUUUUUGAAAAUUGUGUUGUUGACAUUAAUUCUUAGAAUAUAUCCUCUAUCACAUUUUUAUUUUUUCAGUAAUAAUUUAUAGUGAAGAUAUAUAUUUGUCUAUCAAAUUUAACUUAUUUUAAAAUAAUAAAAAACCCUUUUAAAAUUUAUUCAACUAAAAAAAAAUUAAAUUAAUUAUUUUGCACUAAUUAUUAAACAUUUUUACUUAUUUAAUUAAUGAUAAGAAAAAAACCAAAUUAUUUUACAUAUUUUGUUAUAUUACGUGCAUAAACUCUGUGUCUUGGUUUUGUUUUUAGAACUAUGUAUAUUUAGGACUGGUAUUAAAUGGUUUAUAACUCUGGUUAGGUUAAGUUAACUGGGGUUAACACAUUAUCGGUCCAUGUUAAUUCCAGUAACCACUGUUUUGAUUGAUAAUAAUAUUAUUGCUUUGUGAUAAUAAUUUAAUAAUACGUUUUGUUCAUACACUUUAUUUUCAAAAUGUACUAUGAAAUAUAUUAAUGAAUCAAAAGAGCAAAUAUUUUAGUGUAGACGAAAGAGAACAAAUUUAUUUAUUAUCAUAUCAACGAUAAACUUCUCUAUAUCUUUUUUUUUUAAGUGAAUUCUUCAAAAAUUGAUCAUCUCUCCAUACAUGAAAAUGAUCACGAAUAAGUCUUGUAUGCCUAGGGAAAUCACAAGUAGUGUAAAUUUUACUAAAUUGUUUUGUUGGUUUCUGCUUCAUUCUUAUCAUACAAAAACAACAUAAUUUUUAAUAAAAAUACUAUUGGUGAGCCAAUAUGACUUUUCUAAUACCGGAUAUUAAAAUAUUUGCUACCGAUAUAAAAUUGAUAACUUAACCUAUAUUUGAAAUCAAAAACUGCGAGCUGAUAUUGAUAUUAACUGAUAAAUUAAAAAAAUUAAUACUCAAUAUUUACCAAUAUUGUUCAUGUUAAUUAUUAAAGUAAACUGUUUUAUUGUAUUGUAAUAUUUUUAUCAAAAUUUGAUGUUUAAUGUUCAUUGAAAAUAAAGUUUUUUUAAAAAAAUAAAAAUAAUAAUAAUUUCAAAAAUAUUGGGUCUAAUAUAGGUUUUGAAAAACUAUUUUUCAGAUAUCCUCAAUAUCAGUUGAUAUACAAUUUCGGUUUUUGCCGAUACACACCACUAAAAAAUAUUUUGAACAUUUUAAAAUGACUAUUAAUAUACAAUGAUAAAUUUAUGUUAUUUAUGUUUCAAAUAUUUAUGCAACCAUCUAACAAUGUAUAUCAGUAACCUGCUGAUGAUGCAAUACAGUAACUAAGUAGUUACUUAACACAAUUUUCAUGCUUCUAAUUCUGAGUUCAAGAUUUUUUAACAAUUUAUUAAAAAUAUUAAUACAAGAAGUGUUAUAAUAUAAUCUCAAAUUUAUAAUGAAUAUCAGUACUUUGAUUUCUUAUUGAAAAUAAUAAUGUAUUAUGUAAAAUUAAUAAAAAAAACAUUUGAAAUUAGGAUUUAUAGAUUAUCUAUUUAGUCAUUUUUGAAGUAUUGGAUAGGUAUUUAUUAUUUUAAAAGUACCUACUUACUAUUGGUUUUAAAAUGGAUGUAUUUGAUAAUAUUACAGUCAAUCAUUGGAUUAACACGGUCACAUUUUAUAACCAGCUAAUAUUGGCUGAUAAGUGUAACCCGCACAUAACAGUCUGUAACAGUGUUGAUCAGAGUUUGUUGUAAUACUGGUUUUUCAUUCUUAAAGACCAUUAAAUAUUUAUUUAAUUGUAACUGUUGAUUUUAAUACUUAUUCUUAGUGUUUUUGGAGUUUCUUAUCCAUUUCAGAUGAAUUCUCACGUUAAACAUUUGGGUUUUUGGUCAAUCUGUCUAGAAUCAUUCUUUUGAUGUUUUAUUUAAUAGGCCAUGGUGAUUCUUUAUUUUAUUUUAACAAUUUUUUUUUCCUUCAUGAAAUACUAGAAAUUCAAUCUCUUUUCUAAUUCUUUCCAAUACUGUAAGUUAAAAUUUAACAUUAAAUACACCCUAAUAAAGCCAAAUUUCAAAAGAUUUAGUUAUGUUAUAGACAAUUUUAAUUGCACUUAAAAAAUCUAAAAAAUAAUAUUUAAAAAUAUAAUUAAAUGUAUAUUAAUAAUAUGUUAGUAAAUAUAAUAGUACUUUAAUUUUGUUUUAAUAUAGAGGAAAAUCUUACUAAAAUGACUUGGUGGCAAAGUCAGUCCCACCCAAUGUUUGGUGAAGUACUAGAAUCUUCAUAUGGGUAUGUGAUCUCUGUGUCUGGAUCAGGUCAGUCUUAUUUAUUUAUAACUGUUUCGUAAAUUUAUGUAAUGUUUACGUGUAAAUUAUUUUUACUGUAUUUAUUCUUAUUUAUUUUUUGAUUAUUUUAGUUAUUAAAGCUAAUAAAAUGUCAGAUUCAAUUGAAUUUGAAUUGGUUAAAAUUGGCUUCAAUGAAUUGAUCGGUGAAAUUAUUCAUUUAGAGGGUGAUGUGGCUACAAUACAUGUAAAUAAAACAAAUAUUAAACGUUGGUGCAUUAAUUUGUUUUGUUAACUUAUUUAUUGUUCUAGGUUUAUGACGAGUUUUCUACUAUUGUUGUUGGUGAAACUGUGGUUAAAACCAGAAAUCUUCUUUCUUUAGAAUUAGGACCUGGCAUAAUGGGAAAUAUUUAUGAUGGUGUUCAACGACCAAUGCGAGAUAUAACUGGGGGCUAUGGCUGUCAAUAUUCUCCAGCUCUUGACCAUCAUAUUAGUUGGGAUUAUGACUGUUCAUCCUCUAUCAAUAUAGGAAGCCAUAUAAGAGGAGGGGAUAUUUUUGGAAUUGUUCACGAAAAUACUGUUUUUAAACAUAAAAUAAUGUUGCCUCCUAAUGCUGAAGGAACAGUGGUGUUCAAAGCUAAUCCUGGAAAUUAUCACAUUAAUGUAAUUAUAAUAUAUUUUAAAUUAUAGUGAAACAAAAAAAUUAUUAUUUAUCUUUAUAGGAUAUUUUAUUGGAAACAGAAUAUCAAGAUAGAAAAACAUCUUAUACUAUGUCACAUGUAUGGCCCAUACGUAAACCUCGUCCAAUUUCUAAACAUUUACCUUAUAAUUAUCCACUUUUCACAGGAAACCGAUUAUGUGACACUUUAUUACCGUAAGUUUAUAAAAUUACAAACAAAAAAUGCAAAUAUGUUUUGUAUUCAUGUAUUAUUUUAGUUGUGCACAAGGAGGAUCAAUUAUCAUACCUGGAUCAUUAGGUUCUAGAAAAUCUGUAUUAUCUCGAGCUUUAAACCCACAAUCUAAAUCUGAUAUUAUUGUUUAUGUUGGUGGGGAAGAUAGUGAUAAGACAAAUGCUGAGGUAAUAUUAUUUAUAAAAUAAAAUUUAGUUGGAAGUGGUUGUAGAAUUAAAUUGCUAAACUUGUUAUUUACUUUGUAGAUAUUGGAAGAAUUGUCAAAAUCACCCAUUAAAGCUGGCAAUGUUCCUGGUUAUCUUGCAAACAAAACUGCAUUAAUUGUUAACUCUUUAUGUAUGCCAGCAGCUUGUCAUAUAGCUUCUUUGCAUACUGGUACUAAAUAUUUAUAUUGAUAAUAUUAUAUUAAUUAUAUAGACUAAACUUUAUUUUUAUAAAGUGUAUACUGGUUGUAUCACUGUCAUUAAAUAUUCAUUUUUUGGAAUGAGUAUGGGUUUGCUAUUAUGAUUGAUACAAUCAGAGCCCUAUACCAGCCUUUUCCUAGUGAAAACCAAUUUAAGAGGACAUUUCACCCUCAUUUACUGGCAACAUAAUAAAAUAAUGUUUAUAAAAACUGAAAUUGUGGUAUUAGACUUGAAAUUGGAGUUUAAUCAGAAAUAAAAUUUAAUGGGGAGAAUGUUUUUGAAGGCUGUAUGCAGUUUUUUUUAAAUUUAUGUUCUAAUGAAAUGUUUUAAGUAACUUAAUUUUGAUAUGAGGGCAUAGAAAAUUUACUUUUGGGCGAUCAAAUUUUGUACUGUUAGUUUUUCUAUUUUUAUAUACUUAAAUGUAAGAAAAUUAUAUUUGAUAGUAUGCCAGAUAUUUUGAAUUUUAAGUGAAAUAUUUCAUUUACACCUCAUCCUUGUUUAAAAAUUAAAAUAUUUGAUAGACUUAUACAGAUUAUGUUCAUACCUUUAAAUUUCAUAGUAUAGGCAAAUUAACUCUAUAAUAGUACAACUAGGAGCACAAAAUUGGUGUUGCUGAAAGUCAAUUUGCUAUGUCUUGUAUUAGUAAGAAGGAAACAUCACAAGGUUUAAAAAUUUUCUUAAUAUAAAUGCAGUAGAAUAACUGUUUUAAAUCUGAAAUUCCAGCUUUAGUUCUCUGUGCCCAUUUUCAAAAUUACCAAUCUAUGUGUGUCAUAGAUUUGUCUAUACUACAUACUUACACAGUACAUCCUUUUAUUAUAUUCCAUUAUUAAUUAACAUUCAUAAUUACCUUCUAUAGUUAUUAAUGAUAAAUAAUGAUUAAAUUAAAAUGUUUAAUUUUGUUAAAGGAAACAUGUUAUACAUUUUUAGGUGCUACAUUAUCCGAGUACUUCAGAGACAUGGGAUAUAAUGCAUGCAUGUUAGUGGAUUCGAAAUCUAAUUGGGCUGAAGCAUUACAAACCAUUGCUGAAAAGAGGUAUCAAGAGAAAACAAAUUUAAUGCAUUAUUUAACUAUUUAUUUUAUUUUAGUGAUUGUUCAACUUUGUUAAACACUCAAUUAAGUUCAUUUUUUGAGAGAGCAGGCCGAGUAAAAUGCUUGGGUGGUAAUCCUGAACGAGAAGGUUCAGUCAGUAUUAUUGGAGCUAUUAAACCUAAAAAUAAAAAAGGUGAUUCACCCAGUUCAGCUGAUCCAGUUACAUUAGCAUGUUUUAAUAUAGCAAAAGUGGGUUGGACUUUGGAAAAAAAAUUAAUUGGACAUGAUGCGUUAGUGGAUUUGAAUUAUUCAUUCAGGUAAUUUCUGUAAUAAAUGAUAAUUAAUUAUCGUCUAUAUUUUAAAGUUCAAUAUUGCGAGUCAGUAACUUUUUUGUUAUUAAUUUGGUAUUAGUUCCGUAUUAUUUUUGGUGUGUUUGAAUUUCAUAAUAUUGUAAUGUUAACAUUAAACCUUUGUUUUAAAUUUGUUCUACAUUUUAUUAAUACAUUAUUUUUAAUUAUUUAAUUACAGUAGAACACUGAUUAUCUGAACUCUAAUCAAACAUUAAGAUGAGCAAGAUAAAAAAAAAAAUUUUAAAAUAUUUUUUUUUAUAAAACAUUUUUUGUUAAUUAAUUUUCUGUUUAAAAUCCAUAAAACUAGUAUAAAUACUUGUAUUGAAUUGUCUUCAACUUCAAGUUAAAAUUCUUGAAAUAUUUCAAUAGAAGCUCUAUAAACUUGAAUUUCUGCUAUAAAAUUACUAUUGGUGUUUGUGUUCAAAUUUUUCAAUACAAUUUUUUUACAAAAAUUUUAAAAUGUAUUCUCUUCAUUUAUGGCCUUGACAAAUUAUUAGAAAAUUCGAACUUGAGUGAAUCGUCUAGUACAGCGGUUCCCAAACUGUGUGGCACGCCACCCAAAAGAGGCGCAAGCACUUAACAAGGGAAGCGGUGCUUGGUUAGAAUUUUGUAGAUAUAGUUAUUUUUAGAUUAUUUAUAUGUCUGAUAACAAUUUUAUGGACACGAUUAUCUUAUCCAUCCGAUUCUUCACUAUGAAUGCAAUUUUCUUCAUAUUCACUUACAGAAUUUUGGAAUAGUAUUAAACAUUAAUAUCCUGAAGUUAGCAACAUAGCUUUAAGUAUAUUAAUAUCAUUUGCCACAUCGUAUUUGUGUGAAACAAGAUUUUCAGUAGUAACCGUAUUAAAAUCAAAAUAUCGGUCCAGACUCAACAUGGAAAAAGAAAUGCGUGUUGCAGUAACUAUGUUAAUACCCAAUUUUGAAAAAUUAAUAAACGAAAAACAAGCACAUUGUUCGCAUUAAUUAUUUUGUAUAAAAUAAAAUAAUAAGUUUACUGUUAACUAAUAAAUAUUAAAUAAUUGUUAACCUAUUUUAUUAAAUAUUCAUUUCGGGAGGUGUGAACAAUUUUUUUUAUUUAAGGGAACCACUGAUCCAGUACAUAAUAUGUACUAAAAAUAUAAUAUAAUAUUAUACAACGUGUACCAUCAUAAUAUUCUAUUUUUGCAAUUUUUUUUUUUCAUUAGGUUUGUCUUCAAGGGGAACAUUAAUUUGGAGAAAAAUUAAAUAUUUAUUUUCUUCUCUUAAACACAAAAUACAAAUAACUUUUUACUUAUUUACUUAAGAAAAAUUUUAAAAUAGCCAUUUUGUAAAAAAUAUUAUUCUAAAAAUUUUAAUGUAUCAUAUUGCACCAUAUAUACAUUCAUAUCCGAUUAACAGUUUCUUAAUUAUAGCAGUUUUAAUUUCUAGAAAAUAAGUAUGGAAACAAUUAAUAUUCAAUAGUAGGUAAAUAAUAUAUUGUUUACAAAAUGGCUACUUUGACAAUUUUCUAAAGUAAAUAAAUUAAAUAUUAACAGCAGUGCUAGAAAAAUCAAUUGAACAUGGUGGUUGAAUACACUUUAUACAUACAAUACAUAUAACUUUUGAUGUACUAUAUUUUGAUUCUAUGGAUAUUUGCUUAUCUGUCUUUGAUAUUAUUAAUUUGGAUAAUCAAAGUUUUACUGUACUUACAAUUACAAAUUUUAAAAUGUGUUUUCCCAAUUUUGUUAGUUUUUAAUUUUCUCCCUUUAAUGACCAGAAAAGAAAUAAUUUUAUUAUUUGUUAACAUUUUUUUAAAUUUGAAAUUUUCAACAUAGCCACAAAAAAUAAUAGAUAAUAGAUACUAUUCUAAAACAUUGAAUGUAUCAUAUAUACAUAUCAUAUCAACAUGCUUAUUAUUAGCUGUUUUAGUUUCUAAAAGAGGCAUUGACUACAAGUUUUUCCAAUUCUAUAGGAUGCCCAAAAAUAUAUAAAAGCUGAUAAGCAACAAAAAAAAAAAAUUCAUCAAUAAUAGUAUAAUUAUAUUUGUAUAAAAGCUGACAAAUAAAAAGCCAGUACAUAGUAUCCGAACAUCAAGAAAUUAAUAUUAUACAUGUUAAUAUAUUGUUACAUUGUAGUGGGUGCCUAUGUGUAGAGGUAUUAAUUACUUCUUUAUUAUACUUCUAUUGGUUUUAUUCAAAUGCUUUUAUUGAGAUUUAUUUUUAAAUAAUAACUUAUAAAAUAUUAUUUCAUAUGCCUUCUUUAGAAAUUAAAUCUUCUAUUACUAAGAAACUAUUGGAUGUAAUAUAAUAUGGAUUUAUCAUCUAAAAAUGGAUAUGAAAUUCAUUCACUUUUCUUAUUUUUAAACUUUUAACUCUUUAUAACUCAUAAAUAAUAAAUCCAAUAUUAAUGUUAUACGUUUUAACACUUUUUGAAAAAUAUUCUCUAUUUGAAUCUGGGUUCCUACUUGAAAAUUGAAUUUAAAAUAAAUUAACAAAAAUCAAAUUGACUUAAAAUUCUCUGAGAAAAUUACUGGUUCGUGAUAAAAUAAUCACCCGUAUAAAUGUAAAAUUAUAAAAAAAAAUUGUUAUCAAAAAUAUUAGCAUUAGGAAAACAGUAGAAUACACUGUACUAUAAUACAUAGAUAAAUUAAAAUAGUCACCACUCAAAUUUACUUUUUAGUACAUCAAGUCACUUUUUUAAAUUUUUACAUCCUAGUUUUCCUGCUGCUAAUACUAUUAGUAUAUUGUAAUGUAAAAAAAAUGAUGAUCUAUUUGUUAUUAAAUAAAUAACCAUAAAUUACCUCUCACAACAUAGAUUCCUUACUCCACUUAGUAAAUUGUGAAAUUUGUAGAUUAAAGACAAUGUAUUUAAACUUCCAGAUACUUUGUCACACAUGAUUUAUAUUAUAAUACUAUUACUUUUUAAAUUCCAUUUUAGAUUUUCAGUGGAGCAAAGAAGUUUUUUUGUAUUUUUAUACAAAAAGUACACACAUUUUUUUUACACUACAGUUAUAUCAUAAUUCCUGACCGUAAGAUUAUAUAAAAUAAAUGUUGUAGAUACCUUAUUGGAAUAAUAUUAUAACUUAUCUUUUGCUCUUUAAAGGCGUGUCCACACCUAAAAAAACGUUUGGGGUAACAUUGUUUGUCAAAUGUUUGCCGAACAUUUUAUCAUGACAACAAAUGGUUGUUCAUAAUUUAUUUGUUUGCUAUAUGUUUGCCAACAGUCGUGAAAAUAUCAGAUCUAGAACAAGUCACAUGCUUGCAUUGGUGCUACUGCAUUUGUUAUAAUGCGUAAUAAAACAUUAAAAAAAAAAUGAAACGUUUUAUUUUAUUUUUAUAACCCGAAGAUUUUGUGUCCCAUAGCAACUGGCAUUCUAAUAUAAUUCAAUUAAAUUAAUUAUUUUUUCUUUGGACCACUUUUCACUCAUUUUGUGACUCGGUAUUUGGUACAUUAUUUAAAACUAUAUAAAUAAAAAAUACCACCUCAUUUCCGUGUGUGGUGCUAUGCGCAGACUGAUUUGAAUUUAUAGAAAUUAUACAUAAGUUAUAAUGAAAUAUGUAUUUAUAAACAGGAUAUUAUGUCAUUAUCUAUCUAUGUAGUUUGGGAAACUACACAUAAUUUUAAAAUAAAAUAGUGUAUUGUUUAUAGUCUGUCACGUAUUGAUACUAUUGUAUAUCAUAUUAUUAUUUGUCAUAUUCAAAUAUAUUUUUAACAAAUAUUAUCAUUUAAAACUAUUUUAAUUAUUUAUAAUAUUAUAUAUAACUGAAAUAAAUAAUAAUAUAUAAUAUAAUAUAUUUAUAUAUAUAUAACUGAGUUUGUAAUUACUUCAAUAAAGGUAUAUCAGAAUACAAGUACAAACUAAUUGGAUUAAAAACACAUCUACAUCAAGCAUAAACAUUCAUCAAAAGUUUGACAAAUGUUUGCUAGGUAUUUUUGGUGUUCGGCAAACACCAAAUUUUUUAAUUGUUUGUUAGGUGUGGACGCAGCUUAAUAUAGUAUAUUAAAAUAACUUAAUAAUACAUUUGAUUUUAGUCAAUGUAUUGACUCUUUGAAUGGCUUUUAUGACUCAAAUUACUCUGACUUUACGUCUAUGAUAGACAAACUCAAAAACAUUUUACAAGACGAAAGUGUGAUAUUAGAGGUAAGCCCAUUGAUUAGUGUUGAUAUGCUGGCUGAAUAUGACAAAAUGACAUUAAGCAUUGCUCAACUAUUAAGAAAAGAAUUUUUACAGCAACCUAGGUAACUUAGUUAAUAUAAUUAUCAGAUAGUUGUGAUUAUAAUUUGAAAUAUUUUCUGUUAGUAAUGAAUAUUGUCCGUUUUAUAAAACGAUUGGAAUAUUACGAAGUAUUACCACUAUUUAUGAUCUGUCAAGCCAUGCUAUUGAUGAAACUGAUACAUUUACAAACCCAGUAACAUGGUCUUUAAUAAGCAAAAAAUUAGAUGGUAUACUUCAUAGGUUAUCUUCUAUGAAGUUUAAGGUAAAAAAAAAUUAACUAUUAAAGUCAAAAUAAUUUAAAUAAUUAUUAUUUUAUUUUAUUUAUGUCCUAUAGGAACCAGUUGAACAUAGGAUCUGCAUUGAAUUUGACAAGAUACACGAAGAAAUACUGAGCAUAUUUGAACAUGAAAUAUUUAUGUCAACAUAAAUAAAAAAAAAAAAAAAACAAGCAAACAAACACAAACAAGAAUUAUGUACUUAAUGUAAUAAUAGCUUUUAAAAUUUAAAUAUUAUAUUUAAUAAACAACCAUAGCUAAAUAUAUAGGUAUGAUCACAACUGUUUAUUCCAUCAGACAGUUCCAUUUUGACACCAUCA
Cinara cedri is the source of this 12361-nucleotide messenger RNA. The record is from the annotation of a GenBank genome assembly. Lineage: Eukaryota; Metazoa; Arthropoda; Insecta; Hemiptera; Aphididae.